CUUGUUAGACAGGACUGCCUAUAGCAAUGCCACACUUGCUUCUGCUCUCUAACACAGUCAGCACAGCUAUAGAAGAUGGGGUCAGAGAUCAAAGUGGUGCCAAUGCGUGUCCUGGUGACGGGAGGAUCUGGGUUGGUGGGCAAAGCCAUUGAGCAUGUGGUGCAGCGGGAAGGUGGGAAACUGGAGGGAGAGGAAUGGAUCUUCCUCUCAUCUAAAGAUGCUGAUCUUGUAGAUGUCGGGCAGACCAGGGCUGUGUUCGAGAAGUAUCGUCCAACUCAUGUCAUCCACUUGGCUGCCAAAGUGGGAGGACUGUAUCUACACAUGAGGGAGAACCUGCACUUUUUGAGGGACAACAUCAAAAUCAAUGACAACGUGGUACAAACAGCCCACGAGAUGGGCGCCACCAAAGUUGUGUCUUGCCUGUCCAGUUGCAUCUUCCCUGACAAAACCACAUAUCCCAUCGAUGAGACCAUGAUACACAAUGGACCACCACAUGACUCCAAUUUUGGAUACUCGCAUGCUAAAAGAUUGAUUGAUGUUCAGAACAGGGCAUACUAUCAGCAGUACGGACAUCGGUACACAGCGGUCAUCCCCACCAAUGUGUUUGGCCCCUAUGACAACUUCAACAUAGAGAACGGUCACGUGCUGUCGGCUCUGGUUAACAAGACAUACAAAGCCAAAAAAGAAGGAACGGCUGUUAAUGUUUGUGGCUCUGGAGCUCCGAGGAGACAGUUCAUUUACUCUCUGGAUUUGGGUCGUUUAAUCAUUUGGGUACUGAGAGGAUAUGAUGAAAUUGACCCCAUUAUUCUCUCUGUGGGUGAAGAGGAGGAAAUCUCUAUCAAAGAGGCUGUGGACUUGAUCGCAAAGGCUCUGGAUUUUACAGGAAAAAUACAAUUUGACACCACCCUGUCUGAUGGCCAGAUGAAGAAGACGGCCAGCAAUGCAAAGCUAAGACGCUACCUCCCCAACUUCACCUUCACACCUCUUAAUGAAGCUAUAAAGAAGACCUGCGACUGGUUUGUGGCCAACUAUGACAAUGCCCGCACUUGAGGGAACCAUCGCCAAGCUGAAAAUAAACACUGAUCGGUUGUAAAGCCAGUAAAUAUUUGUACUCG
This is a messenger RNA of Eleginops maclovinus (Patagonian blennie), 1115 nucleotides long. RefSeq names its product GDP-L-fucose synthase-like. The coding region runs from base 76 to 1050 and encodes 324 amino acids. The transcript is spliced from 11 exons. NCBI's taxonomy places the organism in Eukaryota, Metazoa, Chordata, Actinopteri, Perciformes, Eleginopidae. Gene Ontology annotation, biological process: nucleotide-sugar biosynthetic process. The record is from RefSeq and is a predicted model, not a curated record. Gene Ontology annotation, molecular function: GDP-L-fucose synthase activity.